Molecule: messenger RNA, 1731 nt
Organism: Aureobasidium musti
Lineage: Eukaryota; Fungi; Ascomycota; Dothideomycetes; Dothideales; Saccotheciaceae
Source: the annotation of a GenBank genome assembly
AUGGCCAUGAAUGGGACACUGCUGCCCUUUCUAUAUCCGUGUCUCCACACGAGUAGAAGCAAUGCGCCGCGCACCUUGAGAAGGUGGCUACAACUAGGACGACCGACCAGAAAUACACAAUGUCUAACCAAAAGACACCUCGCAACCGUUUCCAGCACACAAGGAGGCCAUGAAGACGAGAGCUUUGACGAUUCAACCGAAAGUGAACUCGAUCGCUUGGAUCCACCGCCAGACUCGUACUCAAUUACCCCUUUCACCGACCGAUGUUCGAUUGUCCUACACGCAGGUGCAGGAGGCCACGGCUGUAUCAGUUUCUUGCGCGAAAAGUACAUUGAGAACGGUCCACCUAAUGGCGGCGACGGAGGAACAGGAGGAAACAUCUACAUCCAGGCAGUGCAAGGCGAGACAUCAUUACACAAGCUUGCGCGACGAGGAAUCCUAAAAGCUGGUCGAGGAAAGAAUGGCCAAGGAAAGGGUCAGGGAGGAACUAGAGGAGAAGACAUAUUGAUCACAGUACCAGUGGGCACAAUUGUUCGAGAGGUGUGGCGACACGAUCCUGUAGCAGAGGAAGAGUUGGCAGACAAGAGGGCAAAAGCCAUGGGAGCAGACGCCGUCUUUGACGAUGAGCCUGGUGUCGUCGACAACACUCGCAAAUGGAGGCGCGACAAGUGGUUGUUGUUCCCUGGUGCUAUGCCUCAAUCCUUCACAUCCGCCGACUUCCCUCCUUUACCGCGUCCCAGAAGAUCACAGAUCGCAAUGGCCCAGCCUCCGGCACCUAUACGCCUGGAUCUGGAUACUCCUAUGGAGACCCCUCAGCUGCUUGCUGCUGGUGCAAUGGGUGGUUUAGGUAACCCUCAUUUCGUUACANAAAGCAUUACUCGUCCCAAGUACGGCACAAAGGGCGAUGAGGGCAUGAAGGUAGAGAUCCAGCUCGAACUCAAGCUCCUUGCAGAUGUGGGUCUCGUCGGUCUCCCGAAUGCUGGAAAGAGCACUCUGCUACGAGCCAUCACCAACAGCCGCGCUCGUAUCGGCAACUGGGCCUUCACAACCCUGCAACCAAACAUCGGCACCGUCGUGCUUGACAACCACAAAGGCCGUCCUCUGGUUGCCACCUCAGCCAACAGAAAAGGUCCUCCUCGCACAAACUUCACCAUCGCCGACAUCCCCGGUCUGAUCGAAGACGCCCACCUCGACCGCGGUCUCGGUCUCGGUUUCCUCCGCCACAUCGAACGCGCCGGCAUCCUAGCCUUUGUCGUCGACCUCAGCGCCGGCGACGCAAUCCAAUCCCUGCAAGGCCUCUGGAAAGAAGUCGGCCAAUACGAAGCCCUCCGCGACCGCGAAGUCAACGCCGAAACCGAACGCCGCGUCCAAGAAGAAAAAGAAAUGGUCCGCUACUCUCCGCCCGUCAAAGCCGAGCCUCCAAACAUUUUCGAAGAUGGUUCUGUCUUGUUUAACCCUGAUGGUUCGAGGGUCUUGCCUGAACUCAAGUUGCCCCCUAUUUCGUCAAAGCCUUGGUUGGUGGUUGCCACUAAGGCUGAUUUGCCAGAGACGAGGGAGAAUUUUGCUGCUUUGCAGGCUUAUUUGAAGAAGGUUGCUAAGGGCGAGACACUGCAUCCUAGUGGCAAGAAGAAUGCUUGGAAGAAGAAGCUUCAUGCCAUUCCUGUCAGUGCCAAAUUGGCUCAGGGUGUUGAAAGAAUCACUCCCAUCGUUGUUGAUCUCUUGGAAAACUAG